Molecule: messenger RNA, 1008 nt
Organism: Symbiodinium sp. CCMP2592
Lineage: Eukaryota; Dinophyceae; Suessiales; Symbiodiniaceae
Source: the annotation of a GenBank genome assembly
AUGGCGCAGUGGCUGUCUUCCUGCACUUUGCUGCUUUGCCUGGGCCUUGGGUCGGCCCUGGCGCCCAAGGAGGUGCACAUUAAGGAGAUGGUGGCGGCCGUGUUCACCCCCAUGACCGCGGAGAAGUUUCUCGAUUUGAACCGAGUGCCGCUCUACGCGGAGAUGCUGGCGUCCAAGAACGUCACUAGUGUGCUGCCCGCUGGAACUACCGGAGAGUCGCUGUCCCUCAGUGUAGCGGAAAGGAAGCAGCUGGCAGAAGCCUGGGCAGCGGCUGCCAGGAAUCAGACCAAAGUGUACAUGCAUAUCGGUGCGGAAAGCUUGGUGGAUACGCUGGAGCUUGCAGUUCAUGCCGCGGCCACCCCAGGUGUCGUGGGCAUUGUUUGCCAAACUCCGGUGUUCUUCAAGCCCAGUGUCGAGACGCUGCAUGAUUACUUGGUGGCGGUAGGCCGAGCUGCGCCGCAAAUGCCUCUCUGGUAUUACCACUUCCCUGACAAGUCGGGCGUGCUGAAUGGGCAGGCCCACCUGCUCCUAGAGAUGAUCCACGAGCGCCAGGAGAUACCGAAUUUUGCCGGCAUUAAGUUCACGGAUGUGAAUCUGAUGGACUUCCAGCUCUGCAAGAUGGUUGGUGGCGGGAUCUACAACAUGCUUUUCGGUCGAGACGAGCAGUAUUUGGCUGCUGCUGUCUUGGGUGCGGACGCUCCGAUCAGCUCGACCUUGCAGUAUUCCCCCUGGCUCAGAGAAGUCUUUCGGCUGGCGGAGGCUGGGAACCUCUACGCAGCGCAGGGCCCACAGCAGGCCGUGGCGCAACUUUGCAGCCGCUUCUCGGCCUUCGAUGGCUCCACGAAUGUGCAGAAGGGCGUGAUGCAAAUGGUCUUGCCUCAGGGACCUUCCCGGCUCCCCUUCAAAGAUCUCAGCGGCGCCGAAUCGGCGUCCUUGGAGCAGAAGCUGCGUGCGGAGCAUCUGCUAGAUCCCGUCUUCUCUCCGACAUACAGUACCCUAGCAGUCUGA